AACGUGGCCAAAAUGGCAACCAGUGAAAAUCAAAGUUAAAGCAGCAAAUAAUCCACACACAGUUCAUUGUUCUAUAUAGAAAUCGAGCAAUUAAAUACUCAACAGACACAGACCGGAGCGGUUCGCCUCCAGUUCAACGAUCCGUAGUUGAAGUGCUACCGAAAAGCAAAACAAAACUGCAGAACUGAAAGUCUAACAUGCGCCCGGCACGUUACCGAUGAAGCAAGCAACUUUAAUCAGAGCCAGACACAGACUAAGACACAGAAGAAGCCCAGCAAGAGGAGAAGGAGGAGCAGGAGCCGCCAAGAUGUGUCCCAAACGGCAUUGGCUAGUCAACAAAGCAACCCCAACGGCAACGGCAACGGCAACGGCAACGGAAAAGGGAGUAAAGGGAGCUGCGGGCGCUGGCUCCCGGCGUAGCAGGCGGAGGAGUCUAGACCAAAUAGUAGAAGUAUUAGUAGCCUUAAUCUUAGUCAAUUGCCUUGUGGCGACAGCAACAGCGGCCCUGAUCACGCCACCCGUUUUGGACACGGAUGCAGAUGAUGCAGAUCUGUCCGGCUUCUAUCGCAGCCCCCACCGACUGGAGGGCUAUCAGCAGCAGCAGCAGCAGCAGCCGCAGCGCAGUCAAAACUUCAAGAUCAGCCCCAAGCCGUGCUCCUUUGGGCGUGUGGAGGGCACCUGCAUGUUCGUGUGGGAGUGCAUCAAGAGCGAGGGCCGUCAUGUGGGCAUGUGCGUGGACUCCUUCAUGUUCGGCUCCUGCUGCACGCACAACUUUACGGACAACAUUGUCCUGCCGCAGACGGCCUUCUCCUACACAAGGCCCACCAAGCCGCUGACACUAAGGCCACGCCCGCCGCCGCCCGCCUACAAGCCAAUGAUUAGUGGCAUGACCACCAUUGAGCGUCCACAUGGCGCUGGCACACUGGUGAUUCGUCCUUCGGGUCCGCAUCAUCAGGGCACUUUGGCACGGCCACAUCCGCCUCCCUAUCAGAGCAAGCCCACAACGUCGUCGGAUCUGCAGAGUGCCGCCUCGCACCCGAGCUUCAGUUCGAGCUCGAGUCCAAAUAGCAUUUGGCAUACAUCAACCCAGCAGCAGCAGCAGCAGCAGCAGCAGCAGCAUCAACAAAAUCACUGGCAGAUGACCACCGAGCCGAGCUUUAUUACCAGGCCGCGACCCACCAACGGCUGGACGAAGCCCGGCAUCGUCAAUCUGCAAAUGCCCGGUCCACGUCCCUCGAAGCCAUCGAAGCCCACAAAGAAACCGAUUGUCUACGAGCGUCCGCCACCGCCACCAUCAUCCACGACGACAUCGACAACGACGACGACGAUCCAGACACAUCCCCAUGACCAUCAUACACAAGCGCAGGGCCCCACCAGGCCGCAGCUGUCGGCGGGCACAUCAUUAGCUACAUCGUCGUCUUACCCAACCUACUCCACGUCGAAGGGUACGACGACAACGAGGAGAACGACCACACCAGCACCGAAAACGACGACAACGACGAGGAGAACCACCAGCAUCACCACAACAAGGCCCUACCAAAGGCCCACCACAGCCAGCAGCAGCACAACGAGAAGUUCGACAAGCACUGCCAAGACACCCACCACGACCAGGCCACAUACGAGUCCAAGCAUCAUCUCCAGCAGCAGCAGCAGCAGCAGCAGCAGCAGCAGCAGCAGCAGCAGCAGCCAGCCCACGCAUCGUCCUAUACUGGAGGCCACAUCAUCUGGCGGUGGCAGCGGUGGUGGGGGCCACAUUGAGACCAACGAGAUAACGGACUCCUCCACACACGAGGGGGCGGCGACGACGACGGGUGUGACGGCGCUGGGCCAUGUGAAGACCAUUUCUGCGGCACGCAGCGAAUGCGGCAUCCCGACACUGGCGAGGCCCGAGACUCGGAUUGUGGGCGGCAAGAGUGCGGCCUUCGGUCGUUGGCCCUGGCAGGUGUCGGUGCGACGCACCUCCUUCUUUGGCUUCUCCAGCACCCAUCGGUGCGGUGGCGCUUUGAUCAACGAGAAUUGGAUAGCCACAGCUGGUCACUGUGUAGACGACCUGCUCAUCUCGCAGAUACGCAUCCGCGUGGGCGAAUACGACUUCUCGCAUGUGCAGGAACAGCUGCCCUAUAUAGAGCGCGGUGUGGCCAAGAAGGUGGUCCAUCCGAAGUACAACUUCUUUACGUACGAGUACGAUCUGGCGCUGGUCAAGCUGGAGCAGCCGCUCGAAUUUGCUCCGCAUGUCAGUCCCAUUUGUCUGCCCGAGACGGAGAGCCUUCUAAUUGGCAUGAAUGCCACGGUCACAGGCUGGGGUCGGCUCAGCGAGGGCGGCACCCUGCCCUCGGUACUCCAAGAGGUCUCUGUUCCUAUUGUGAGCAACGACAAUUGCAAGUCCAUGUUUCUGCGCGCCGGACGCCAGGAGUUCAUUCCGGACAUCUUCCUGUGUGCGGGCUAUGAGACGGGCGGCCAGGACUCUUGUCAGGGCGACUCCGGUGGACCGCUGCAGGCCAAGUCACAGGAUGGUCGCUUCUUUCUCGCUGGCAUCAUCUCGUGGGGCAUUGGCUGCGCGGAGGCGAAUCUGCCGGGUGUGUGUACGCGCAUAUCCAAGUUUGUGCCCUGGAUACUGGAGCAUGUCAGAUGAUGACCGAACGAACGAACGAUCAUUCUAGACUCUAGAUGCGCUCCCUCGACUUUUGUUAUUGUUUUAAUUUAUCGAGUUGUAGCUUAUGUAAGAUUUGUGUGAUUUAUCUUAAAGGAAUGUUAAGCGUAGUUAGCUUCAAUUUUAACAAUUUGUAAACACAGCAUUGACACACUGCCACGCCCCUGCCCAAGCACACACACACACACACGAGUCAACGCCCAUUAAGUUAGUCUAGCGAGAAAAUGUUAGAGUUUCUGGGGAAUUUCCAUUUGUAAAUAGCCGAAAAAAUUAGAUUGGGGGGCAGGAUGGUGGGGUAUGGGCGGGCGAGAGUCAUUUGCGAGUAUGCGACCCACAAUGUUGUUGGUAUUUUAGGCCUAGCAAUAAUAUCAUUAAACAAUUAACUAAAUCUAUCUAAUUUAUAAACAAACUGCAGACAGACAUCCGACCCAUGUUGUUUGUAUCUUGCCCAAAGAAUCAAAAAAGC
This is a messenger RNA of Drosophila guanche, 3116 nucleotides long. It is a transcript of the gene Sb, whose product is annotated as serine proteinase stubble. The transcript has 10 exons. The coding region runs from base 218 to 2632 and encodes 804 amino acids. Gene Ontology annotation, biological process: proteolysis. Gene Ontology annotation, molecular function: serine-type endopeptidase activity. The record is from RefSeq and is a predicted model, not a curated record. Lineage: Eukaryota; Metazoa; Arthropoda; Insecta; Diptera; Drosophilidae.